Messenger RNA from Acytostelium subglobosum LB1, 843 nucleotides. RefSeq lists its product as hypothetical. Lineage: Eukaryota; Evosea; Eumycetozoa; Acytosteliales; Acytosteliaceae. The record is from RefSeq and is a predicted model, not a curated record. The annotation marks the transcript as partial. The transcript has 2 exons.
AUGAUGGGGUACAAGAGAAAGAAACAGGCAGAGUUCGAUGACUAUACCGAUGUCUCAUUCAAAGAGAAAUUUGGAGUACAUAAAGUCGUAGCCAAACAACUCCUUGAGGACAUUAAAUUCACCGAGCAACACUGGCUGAUGUGGACACUGGACUUCUUGCGAAACUACAACUCUUUCAACUAUAGCUCGGCACACUUUGGAGUAUGUGAUAAGAACUUCAGAGAGAAAGUUUGGAUGGUGAUUGACAGUAUCAAACAGCUCAGCAUCAAGCACCGCACACUUUCAAAGACUAAGUUCGACAAAGAUAAAGAGAGCCUUCCAGAUCAUGCCGCAGAUCAUCCUGAAGCAACUAUUGCAUUGGCUGUCGACUCCACCUUCUGCGACCUGGAGACUAAAGACAAUGGAUUCUACAACGGUGAGAAGAAGAGGUUUGGUGUGAAGUAUGAAGUUGCAUGUGUAGUUAGAACUGGAGAAAUUGUGUGGGUGUCCGGACCGCAUGGGGCAUCCGAGGCUGACGUUGACAUUUACAGACAAGGGCUUAAGCAAGAAUUGAUGGCAAUUGACAAGGUCAGGGCAGUCGCUGACAAAGGAUACCAAGGCGAACCUGACACACUAAUCACGCCCUUCAAAAAGAAGCAAGGAGCCAUUCACCUCCCCCCAAUGGAAAAGAUCUACAAUGACUGGGUUCAGUCUAUUCGAUUCAUCAUCGAGAAUAUAUUCAGUAGCUACAAACUAUUCAAUGCAUUGAAUAGACAAUUCCGAGGAACAGUGGACCAGCACCGAGAUAUCUUUGAUGUAAUCACAUAUAUCAUCAACCUUGACACAAAAUUCAAAAUUAAUCAU